Molecule: messenger RNA, 1122 nt
Organism: Diaporthe amygdali
Lineage: Eukaryota; Fungi; Ascomycota; Sordariomycetes; Diaporthales; Diaporthaceae
Product: lpha beta hydrolase
Exons: 1
Coding region: 1-1122 (373 amino acids)
Source: RefSeq, a predicted model, not a curated record
AUGGCCAGUACUUUCCCAGAGCGCGUGUCUCGAAUGCUGGGACCCUACAGAACGCCGGUCAUUCUCACAUCAUGCGCCGCCCUGCUCAUCACACCAUUCGUCUGGAAGAAAUUCACCUAUACUCCUGAGCUGCUCCCUCCGAUACCCAAAGACUACCAGUACCGCCUCCAUCUCGUCGCCAAAGACGGCUCAUCCUCAUUCACGCUCCCCGACGGCAGAAAGAUCGGGUACGCACAGUAUGGGGAUCCAAAUGGCAAGCCAAUCAUCUCUCUGCACGGCAUCCUCGGCUCGAGACUCGAGAGCGCACUCCUCGAUGCCAACGCCAAAGAGCUUGGAGCGAGGAUCAUCGCCAUUGAGCGGCCGGGAAUUGGCUGGAGCGACCCAAGCCGGACACCGCUGAAAGAGAGGAGAGUGAUUGACCACGCCAAAGAUGUAGAGGCACUGGCUGAACAUCUUCAGGUGAAAGAGUACGCUGUACUCGGAACCUCGGCGGGGGGUCCUUAUGCCUUGGGCUGUGCACACUCCCUUCCGUCAUCCUCCUCAAAGCCGGCUCUCCGAGCUGUUGCCAUUUUGACAGGACUGGGCUUGCCGGAUAUGAGCCAGGCUUGGCCGCCAUUUGUGGUUUUCUUAAACAGGACUUUCGAUCUUCGAUGGGCUAUGAGGUGGAUAUUCACCAGAUCUGCUGCGUGGCAAAUGCAUCUCUCGGACGAGGAAAGAAUGGAAGGGUUGCGACGGGAAAUUGAUCUGAAGAAAACCCACCCGGCGGACGUCGAGACGACAAGACGUGCCGACUACCCAGAUUUGAUGCGCCUCUUCCUCUGCUCCGCUCGCGAAGCCGUGUCCCAAGGCUGGGAAGGCUUUUUGGAAGACAUUGCAGUCCUCUCCAAGGAUCCGGGCUUCCGCGUGGAGAACAUUCGUCCUGAUAUACCGAUACAACUGUGGUGCGGGACCGACGACACCAAUGUCUCACCCAAAGCGGGCGAGGAGACUGCGGAGCGGCUCAGAGCUGGUGGCAAUACGAAGGUGGAGCUGCAUAUGGAGGCAGGCCACACACACGGGAGUACGCAGGUGAAAUUCCAGAAAACCGUGCUCAAGGAUUUAUUGAGGGCUAUGGACUCCUAG